UCCAGAAGAGAUGUUUAUUAUAAAUAGAGGAUUUGAGAAGGUUGAAGCUCACCUAUUACCCGUAACUCAAGAAGAUCUGUGUACGCGGAGAUAUGCAGACUCAGAAUCUACAUUAGAUAGUGAUGACUUCUCUUUGGACAGCAACCAAAGCACUGAGGUUGAUUUGGUUGAAGAAAUAAGAGCAUCCAUUGAGAAAUCCAAUAUAAUGUCCAAUAUUUGCAAGUCAGUUUGCAAAUCAGGAGUUGGAGAAGCCCACAAACGGGAAACCCACUCCUUAAAGAAACUUGAUGACAUCUCUCGAAAUAGGGUGAAAUCCACACCAACUUCUAGAAGGCAAAGCGUCUAUAUGCAAGGAUCAAAAAGAGUUAAGGAGGUUGUCCAUCCACAUAUCGUCCAGGAUGCUAAAAAGAACAUGGUGUCAGUAGGACAAAGAAAAAAGAUUUCCUUAGGUGCGGACCAUGUCAAAAUGGGAAAUAAAGUUGCAACCCUUGGAUCUGGGAAAGAUUUUAUAUUAUCCAAGAAAUCUGGAUUGGGAAACUCAUGUUCCACUAGCUUUACAACAUCCCUUGAAUCAUCUUCUUCAGUUUCUGUCACUACCAGUAGUGCUUCGUCGUUGAAAUCUUCCUCAAACUCGAGAAGAAAAGUAGAUUCUAGGAAAAGUAGUCUUGCUGCCUCUGGUUCAACCUCCAAGACUCUCAGGUGCUCACUAGGAGACACAAUUGUGUUGGAAAAUCCUAGUUUGUCAACCCUUUCAUUGUUCAUGUCAAACCAUUCUUCUUAUGAAUCACCUGCUAGUUCCAUUGAUGGAUGGUCCUCAGAAUCAUCAUCAACUGCCAACCAAAGCUCCAACUGUUUAGAGGUCAGUUUUCAUACCAGUACUUCCAGAGGAGCUUGUUUAGGAAAUGAUGCCACCCAAGCAUUAAAUUUUCAGAGUUUCCCCCAUGAUGAAUGUUUCGAUGAUCAAGAAAGUCAUCAAACAAGGUUUCCAGAUCCAUGUCUUGAAGUAGUUAGGGGAACUGCUAAUGAUCUUGCAAAAUCAACCAGAAAUUUCAAACCUUCGGGUCUCCGAAUGCCAUCACCAAGGAUUGGGUUCUUUGAUGAGGACAAAGCUACGUUGUCGACGGUAGGUAGAGAUUUCCUGUUUCAUUUUGGAGCGCAGAGUGCUUUGCCUAAUAUCAGUGGGGUGACAAACAGAAAAAGGCCGGAUAAACUUCAGACUACCAGAAUUUUACUAGAGAAUGGAGAUACAAAACUUGAUUUUGUGCAAAAUGGAGUGAUAAAUCCUUCUUUGAAUGCCAUUCGUAGAUAUGCAGCAUAG
Messenger RNA from Camellia sinensis, 1318 nucleotides. The record is from RefSeq and is a predicted model, not a curated record. NCBI's taxonomy places the organism in Eukaryota, Viridiplantae, Streptophyta, Magnoliopsida, Ericales, Theaceae.